AUGCGUUUUCCUAUCGUUCUCGCCCUGGCUCUGGUUGCUGUGGCAGCCCCAGCAUUUGCGGCAACAAUCACAAUCACUGGCUGCGACUCCAGCACGCUGAACAAUGACACCAUCGUGAGAGACCUGGGCUUCUGCCUGAAUGAACUAGCGGCGAACGUCACCACAUGCCCCGAGGCUUGCCCGGAGCCCCUUGAGGAGGUUGGUUACAGCUGCACCAUGGGCCUCGUCGAUUACUACGCAACCCAGGGUGUCUUUGACAAGCUGGGGUUCACCCUGGCGCAGAUCCACGCCCGUGUGUAA
Messenger RNA from Auxenochlorella protothecoides, 300 nucleotides. RefSeq lists its product as hypothetical. Lineage: Eukaryota; Viridiplantae; Chlorophyta; Trebouxiophyceae; Chlorellales; Chlorellaceae. The record is from RefSeq and is a predicted model, not a curated record. The coding region runs from base 1 to 300 and encodes 99 amino acids. The transcript is spliced from 2 exons.